AUGCCGACAACUCUCCCAGUGCCUUCCAAAGGUGCGUUGCGAGCUCUCCGGAACAUCGCCCUUGGAACCUCAUGCACAAUUGCUUUCGGCGCAGGCAUGCUAACAGAGGACCGACGACGCCGCAUAAAUUCUGCCCAGGAAGUCCACAACAAUGCGAAGAAGCUCAAGUCUGCGAGGCAGUAUCACAGUGCGGGCACUACGUCGUUGGAAGAUUUCGAGGAUCAGACUCUACGACAUCGAGAAGACGCAUUUUGGCUCCCUAGCAAUGUGCUGCGAAGCAAGUUACGAAUAGUCGUGGAUCCUAAACCCGGUGAAGACUUUCGUGUGCUCGAAACUCCAGCGGCCAAGGAUCAUAUACCAGCGCUCCACGAGGUACCGAAACACAUCAGGCCGGACCCAGUAUUCGCCGCGAUGCCUCAAGCAGAGAACUCUCCUCCUCCAUUAGGACAUCGAGCGUUACGAAGAUUACGAGCACAGUCGAAUCGCGAAUUGGACUUGCAGGAACGCCAGUAUAAGCUUGCGUUGGAAAUCACCAAGCUCAUGGAGGAGAAUGCGACAGGGAUAGGGGGUGCUGCCAGUCUCUUCGUGGACGCCUUUGAAAGUGGUCUGGCUGUCGGUGAUUCCGGUAUCCAUCCGCUACUUGUGGACGCUGCCAUCAAACUUUCGGGUGUCUGUCAGAAACAUUCGAAGUACGAGAUGGUACACAGGAUAUUGGACAUAAUCCUGAAUUCAGGACCAAUUGCUGAAGAUGAUUAUCACCGAUUCAAGCCGUACGAGAUCAUCAGGACGUUGGUAAAGGUUGAACGAGGAAGCAGACUUGCAGAUCCUGUGAAUUUGAGGAAAGCUUGCAAGAUCUACCUUGCCAAGUUCAAAGAGAAGCCAGAGACUAUGUCCCAGCACAUGUUCUUCCUUGGCGAACGUCUCUGUCAAGAGACCUGUAGUGCCGGUAUGUACGAUCUAACGCAGCUCGUUUUUACCCGCCUCGAAUCGUGUCGUGGUGGAAGGCCGCUGAUAGCUGUUGACCAUCUGAUCACGGCCACACACGGCAGAGGACACCACAAGAGAAUGUUUCGAUAUUAUAGCAAUUUUUAUACGAAGACAACCCCGAAACGGCCAGAAUUUCUACAAGUUACCAGUCUAGUCAUCGAUUCUAUGCUAGUGCUUAAACAGAUUGACAAAGCCGAAAAAGUUCUGAUCUCUGCUAGCCGAAUGGCUGAGAAUGGGAAUAUGAAGAUGUCAACCACAUGGUUACUUCGUGUCUUGGGUGAAGAAUGGAGGUCGAACCGCGACAUGGUUCGAGCCGAGGCACUUUUCGUACGUCUAGAGCCUCUAUUGCCACUCACAAGUCAUCCCCAAGCUCUUUAUGGUGCUAUUAUCCAAUACUGUGUUGAGUCUCGGGACGACGGCCGUGCCUUGCACUACUACUCCCAGCUCCGUGAAUCUCACGAGCCAACCUCAGGCGAUUUACGAAUUUAUGGCCAUUUUGCCCUUGCCAAGGCCUACCGAGAAGAUUGGGAGGGGGUGAAGGAAGAUUUUCGCAAAAUGAAACCUUUCCGCACUGGCGAUGGGGAUGAUUACAGUGCCAUUUUCACACCGAUUCUAAAAGAAUUUUCGAAGAAGCAUUCCGUCUCAGAAAUUGAGGACUUUAUUCGACAUUUCCUCGUCGAGAUGCAUCUGAAGACAACGCGCCACAUCAUGAAUAUCAUGAUCGAUGUGUACUCGAAAGCCCGCGAGCUGGAUGCCAUUUCGCGCUGGAUCAAUUAUGCUAUUGCGGAUGGCUGUAAUAUUGAUGCCGUGACUACCAACAUCAUACUGAAAAACUGUGCCAGCACUUUCGACUAUCAUUUUGAAGAGAUUUAUGCACUAUACAACAAGAUACGAGAAUUAGGGCCCCAAAUGGUCGACCAUAACACCAUAGGUCUGCUGCGAAGCAUUGCUUUCUCGCACUGCUCGAAUCAGACUACGGCGACUAAGAGGCUGCGAAUCCUCAAGAGUCUGAACCCCGAGCAGUCAGAGAACAGCAUGGAGGUUUAUCGCGCGUUGGCUAUGACGUAUGCCAAAGAGAAUUACGUCGCGGUUUUGAAGGUCUACAAGCUUGCUGAACGCGAUCAUGUUCAUCUCGGACCUAAUCAUCUGUUAUUUGCUGUCAGGGCAUCCCUUCGCCUUCACAGGCAGGACAUCCGCGAGACAUCACGAUUCAUCGAGAAUGCUCACACUCGAGGUGUAGAUAUUACCAGAGCUAUCUCGACUGUCUUCAUCGACCAAAUGUCAUCGCUAUACGAGGAAGGGGGAAGCUCUAAUCGAGAGCGCCUGGAUGAAUUAGCCCGAAACACAAUAACUGCCUACGAGAGAUCUGGGAUUACUAUUCCACAGUCAGUCCUUACACACACCGCAAGCGUUUUGCAGAAACAAUGUCGCUACCGCGAAUCCAUCGAUUUUUGGGAUACGAUGUCCCGUCGCUUGCAAAUUCAUCCUUCAUCCUUCGAUCUUCCUACCCUCACAACUCUUCUACAGGGUUACUUGAAGCUGCAUGAUAUGAGUGGCAUCCGCUGGGUGGUGAAGAUGCUGUCUGCCAAUAGAUUGACGCCAGACACGCACGUGAUGAGAGUUUUAAAAAACACUCGCAGGAGCACAAUCCUUCACAUUGAGGCAACUUUUGCUUCAAGCUCGCUGCUCACGUUUCUUGAUUGUGUUGAGGAGGCUCUUCAGGCGUUCAAAACAAUACGAGAGGACGCCAUGGUCAACCGAAAAGAAGCAAGAACCAAGCUGAUUAACAUCAUGGAGACGGCAAUUGAGGACCAAGCACUGAGGGAGGCAUUUCAAGUGGCACCGUCGCUGAAGGGGGCAACGGCGGAGGCCCUUGAGGGUCAGGUUUCUCACAAUGUCAAUGGCUGUGGGAUGGAGGGCGUGUGUUUGGACCCAGAUACCGGAUCUGCCGAAGAUGCAAAUUUACCACCCGAAAGGGUUUCUGUGGCACUCGGGCGUUGA
This is a messenger RNA of Drepanopeziza brunnea f. sp. 'multigermtubi' MB_m1, 2988 nucleotides long. RefSeq lists its product as uncharacterized. NCBI's taxonomy places the organism in Eukaryota, Fungi, Ascomycota, Leotiomycetes, Helotiales, Drepanopezizaceae. Gene Ontology annotation, molecular function: mRNA binding; protein binding. The record is from RefSeq and is a predicted model, not a curated record.